AUGGCAGGAAGUUCAAGCAAGGUUGCCCUUAUCUUGGUGGCUUUUGCCAUUACUAUUCCGUGCCUUGAGGCUGGCAUAGGUGAGUUUGACGAUUUUCUCAAAGCACAAUCAGAAGAGGCCCAUGAAAUCGCUCUUGAAUCCUACGUGCCUGACCCUGAAAACGUUACAUCUGAUCUCAAUUUGCAAGUUCACUCGGCUUUGGGGGAGGCGUUGAAGGAGGAAUCAAACCACACAAGAAGGGAACUGAAGCAGAAAUACAGUGGACCAUGCUUGGCCCUGAACCCAAUCGAUCGUUGUUGGAGGUGCAAGAAAAACUGGGCUAAAGACCGUUUUAAGUUAGCCCAUUGUGUCAAGGGUUUCGGAAGAAGGGCCGUGGGAGGACUCAAUGGCAAAAUCUACAUUGUCACUGAUCCCUCUGACAAUGAACCCGUUAACCCUAAACCUGGAACCCUAAGGUACGGUGUUCUCAAAAAGGACCCACUAUGGAUCACAUUUAAACAUAGCAUGGUCAUCAAGUUGAAUUACGAGUUGUUGAUUGCUUCUGACAAAACCAUCGACGGUCGCGGGGCGAAUGUGGUGAUCAAGGGUGGUGCAGGCCUUACCAUGCAGUUUGUGAACAACAUUAUUAUCCACGGGCUUCGCAUACAAAAGAUCAAGUCCAUGGAUGGUGGCAUGCUUAGGGACUCUUGGAACCACGUUGGAGUAAGAACCAGGUGUGACGGAGAUGCCAUCUCCAUUUUUGGCUCUUCAAACAUUUGGAUUGAUCAUAUCUCACUCUCUGAUUGCGAGGAUGGUCUCAUCGACAUUAUCCAGGGUUCCACUGGCAUCACCAUCUCAAAUUGCCACAUGACCAAACAUAACGAUGUUAUGUUAUUUGGAGCCAGCGACACCUACAACGGUGACAAGAUAAUGCAGGUGACAGUGGCAUUCAACCAUUUCGGGCAGGGCCUGAUUCAGAGAAUGCCCCGAUGCAGAUGGGGUUUCUUCCACGUGUUGAACAACGACUACACUCACUGGCUGAUGUAUGCAAUUGGUGGAAGCUCAGGGCCAACGAUUCUGAGUCAAGGAAACCGCUUCAUUGCACCAAACAACGACGCUGCCAAGGAAGUCACGCACAGGGACUAUGCACAACCUUCUGUGUGGUCCAAAUGGCAAUGGAGAUCACAGAACGAUUUGUUCAUGAAUGGGGCUACCUUUAUUGAGUCAGGGAAACCUAUUGGGAAACUACCAUUCAACAAAGGGUUCCUCAUGAAACCUAGACAUGGGUCACAGGCCAACAGGCUUUCACGCUUUUCCGGGGCCCUCAAUUGCAUUGUGGGGAAGCCUUGCUAG
Sphenostylis stenocarpa is the source of this 1332-nucleotide messenger RNA. NCBI's taxonomy places the organism in Eukaryota, Viridiplantae, Streptophyta, Magnoliopsida, Fabales, Fabaceae. The record is from the annotation of a GenBank genome assembly.